AUGAGUGCAACAGGAAGGGUAUCGAGUGAUGAAAACUCCACAACAUGUGGAAGGAAAGAUCCUGAAGUUAAAAAGCAUAGUGCUAAUGUUCUCGGGGUGCCGCGGAAGGCUUUAGGAUCUGUGGCCGUGAACACUAAGAAACUACAAACAGAGGUAACUAAGCUUGAACAAAGUGAAGUUCCACCUAGAUCGCCGAAAAAGCGUCCUGCUGUCUACCAUGAUAGUGACAGUGAGGAAGAGGAAGAACCUCAGGAGGUUGUUACCAAGAAGCAGAAGGCUGACCAACGUGAAUCUCAAUUAGACACGAGCCCUGUGGUACAUGACUCCGAUACCGCAACUUCUGAUACCACUGCCAUUACCGAUAAUGUUAAAGUUAUCCAGGAGCCAUUUCCACAUAAGGAUCUUGACUCCUUGGAAGCAGAUGACGUAACUAUGUGCGUUGAAUACACAAACGAUAUAUUUGCACAUUUACUAGAGCUAGAAAAAACUACAACAUGUGAACAUAAUUACGUUCAGGAUAAGCAGUUUCCACGCUACAUAAGGCCGUCGAUGCGUGCCAUACUUGUGGACUGGCUUAUAGAAGUGCAUUUAAAGUUUCAGCUAUUACCUGAAGCAUUAUAUUUGGCAAUUAAUAUCAUGGACAGGUACCUUUCCACAAAUAGCGUAUCACUUUCGCGGUUACAACUGGUUGCGAUCACGUCCUUAUUAAUCGCUGCAAAGUUUGAAGAAGUAAAUCUCCCGAAGCUAUCCAAUUAUGCAUAUAUCACUGACAACGCUUAUACAACUGAUGAAAUUAAAACCGCUGAAUGUCAUAUCUUAAACUCCCUAGAAUUCAACAUUGGCUGGCCAAAUCCAAUGAACUUCUUGAGGAGGAUCUCAAAAGCAGAUAAUUAUAAUCAUCGUACGCGAAACUUUGCCAAAGUUUUCCUCGAGUACGCGAUGUGUUCUCCGAAGUUUUUGGACACCACGCCCUCGGUCUUAGCUGCAAUAGCUAUGUAUUGUGCAAUGGAACUUACUUAUGGUAAAGAUAAGUUUACCUGGGAUGAGACCUUUGACUGGUACAGUUCGAUGGCGACUAAAUCACCCAACUACAACUUCCACGAGAAGUGUGAAGAACUAAUACAAGAAAUACGUGAGCCAAGCACUCAAUUAAACGCCUUUACUUAUAAGUACAAAAAAAUGGGCGUAUGGGAUAGUGUUAAGAAGUGGUGCGAUAACCGUUCAACCAGCAAGGAAUAA
Molecule: messenger RNA, 1239 nt
Organism: Eremothecium sinecaudum
Lineage: Eukaryota; Fungi; Ascomycota; Saccharomycetes; Saccharomycetales; Saccharomycetaceae
Product: cyclin family protein
Exons: 1
Coding region: 1-1239 (412 amino acids)
Biological process (GO): G2/M transition of mitotic cell cycle; regulation of cyclin-dependent protein serine/threonine kinase activity
Cellular component (GO): cyclin-dependent protein kinase holoenzyme complex; nucleus; centrosome
Molecular function (GO): cyclin-dependent protein serine/threonine kinase regulator activity
Source: RefSeq, a predicted model, not a curated record